This is a messenger RNA of Microsporum canis CBS 113480, 1782 nucleotides long. Its product is annotated as 4-coumarate-CoA ligase-like 6. The coding region runs from base 1 to 1782 and encodes 593 amino acids. The record is from RefSeq and is a predicted model, not a curated record. NCBI's taxonomy places the organism in Eukaryota, Fungi, Ascomycota, Eurotiomycetes, Onygenales, Arthrodermataceae. Gene Ontology annotation, biological process: fatty acid metabolic process. Gene Ontology annotation, molecular function: medium-chain fatty acid-CoA ligase activity. The transcript has 6 exons.
AUGGAGAUAGAACUGCAACUGGAUAGGAAGAGCAACUCCCUGGCCCGUGGACUGGUAUCUACCGGCGUCAAAAAGGGUGACAGAACAACAUAUGCGCUGUUUAAACUAGGAGCAGUCUUGGUCGUGUCCGCCCUCAGCCAUCUAGAUGCCUCUCAUUUGAUUAUCAGUACGGAAGUGAACCUACCUCGACGGGACCCUCAAUCGAACAUCCCUUUACUUCAGCAGAUUGUCCCAGAUCUCCAGUCCGUUAAGUUUGAAUCUCCCGUCAGCUCUCUCAAACAGAUCAUACUGGUCCGGAACGAUGACGGAAGAGUUGAUACGUCCGACUUGAAAUGCAUUACGCCGUAUACUUCGAUAUAUACCGAACUCUCGCAGGAUAUGAAGCCUUUGGCCGACCAGGGACUCUCUCCUACCGAUAUUGUGAACAUCCAAUUCACAUCUGGGACGACAUCAAUGCCCAAGGCCGCCUGUUUGAGCCAUCGAUCGAUCCUGAACAAUGGAGUGCAGAUUGGCGACCGAAUGCUGCUCACGCAUAAGGAUAUUGUAUGUUGUCCUCCGCCGCUCUUCCACUGCUUUGGCUGCGUGCUAGGGUUCAUGGCCACAGCCACUCACGGAUCAGCCAUUGUAUUCCCUGCUGAAUCUUUCAACGCGAUUGCAACGUUGAAAGCAGUGCAGGAAGAGAAGUGCACAGCACUAUACGGCGUACCGACGAUGUUCAUUGAGGAGCUUGACCUCAUUGCAGACGGUGUAGUACCUUACGAGGGAUUCGAACAUCUACGCACAGGCAUUGCGGCUGGUAGCAGCGUACCGUCAGAACUAAUGAAAAAACUACACAAGACACUUAACCUGACAGAGCUUACGAUAUGCUACGGUAUGACAGAGACGAGUCCGGUCUCCACGAUGACUGCAACCGACGACCCGAUCGAAAAGCGGCUGAACACCGUAGGUAAGUUACUGCCACAUGUCGAAGCGAAGGUGGUCAAUCCCCAGGACUAUAGCAAAACACUCCCCCUGGGCGAGAGAGGCGAGUUGGCUGUCAGCGGAUAUCAUGUCAUGAAGGGGUACUGGGGUGCACCCGAAAAAACCGCUGCUGUCAUGGUGCCAGACUCGGAAGGAAAAGUUUGGAUGCAUGAUCUGAUCAUCCGGGGGGGCGAGAACAUUCACCCUCUCGAGGUAGAAAACUGUCUUCUCGCACACCCCGGCAUAUCCAACGUAUCCGUGCUAGGCGUCCCCGACGAGCGCUACGGAGAAGCCGUUGCUGCCUUCGUGGUUGCACAUGAAGAAGGGGAGGGCAGGGUGACUCCUGGAGAAGUCAAAAGCUGGGUCCGAGAGAAGCUGAGCCGUCAUCUAGUUAUCAUCCCACGACUGUUUUCCGUUGCUUUUUUCGAUAUCUGGUGGAUGGGCCGCUGGACUUCGCGGCCUAGCUUUGCCCAUGAUCAAAGUUGUGUUUCAGGUUCAUUUCCUUGCGUCGCUGUCAUCAAACCACCCCCUUAUCUUACCCGUACCAUACCUUACAUCCACCCCCCAUGGGGCUGCGGAUGGUUGAUCCUAUAUCCGCGAUUGAUUGACUACUUGACGAAAUUUGGCCCUGGCCAAUCGUCGUUAGCGCGACCUCGAAAGGACCAAUUGUCUCGCUGUCAUUUAUAUCGCAAAAAUAUACAUCCACAUCGCCGUGCAACCCCCCCAAAACCUCCAUGUGAUCCAUGUGGAGUCCACGAGAGUGGCAGACAAGCGGUGCAAGCUGCCCAUGUCCGUAUCUCGCUGCAUGUCCGCUUGCCUUAA